AUGGACACAGACACAGGCAUGCACCAAAACCAACACAACAACCAACAGUUCAAAAUCCAGCACCACAACAACAACCAACAGUUCAAAAUCCAACACAACAACCAACAGUUCAAAAUCCAGCACAACAACAACAACCAACACAACAACCAACAGUUCAAAAUCCAGCACAACAACAACCAAAACCAACAGUUCAAAACCCUGCACAGCAACAACCACAAACAGAGCAAGGACAUAAAAGAAGUAGAGAACAAGGAAACCAAGAUUUCUUAA
Messenger RNA from Trichomonas vaginalis G3, 270 nucleotides. RefSeq lists its product as uncharacterized. The transcript has a single exon. The record is from RefSeq and is a predicted model, not a curated record. The coding region runs from base 1 to 270 and encodes 89 amino acids. NCBI's taxonomy places the organism in Eukaryota, Parabasalia, Trichomonadida, Trichomonadidae.